CAAAAUUUACAUCACCCUCAGCUGUUCUAGAACGAGACUCGAAGACGAUUUCUGAGUUAAUUUUCCUGCGUUCACUAAUCCACAAAGAUGUUGGCUGCAAGACUAUCUGCAAUGGGCACUACUUGUGCAAGGGGGUUCAUGCGAUCCUCCCUCAUCAGCACACCCAAAUCUCCCUUCAUGCCAAUUGUCCGUGGCUACAGAGAGGCUGGAAGAGGCUUCACACGGCGGUCCAGGGUCCAGAUGCAGUCCGCACAGGUCACAGAGUCUGCUGCUAAGGGAAAAAUUGGACCCAUGGAAGUUGGACAGAUUGCUGUAGCUGGCGGUGCUGUGCUCGGAAUGGGAGCUUUGUGCUAUUAUGGCCUGGGAAUGUCCAAUGAACCAGGGGCCAUUGACCGUGUUGUAGUUUGGCCUCAGUUUGUACGCGACAGAAUCCGGGACACAUACUUGUAUUUGGGAGCCUCAUGUGCUGCGACAGCUGCCUCGGCUAUUGCAGUAUUUAAAUCACCAAUGGGCCACCGCUUCUUUGCAUUGUGUUCGAGGCAUCCCAUUGCUUCAACAAUUGGCAUCAUAGUGGCUCUUAUGGGCACAGGCCAGGCGAUGAUGGCCAUUCCCUAUUCCCCGGGCAUUGGAUCAAAACAGAUGAUGUGGCUGCUCAACUGUGGAAUACUUGGCCUGGCUAUUGCACCUGUUGGUGCUCUGGGUGGGGCUCUGGCCAUCAGGGCAGCUUGGUACACAGCUGGUAUUGUAGGAGGUCUGAGUACCGUGGCUGUCUGUGCCCCAAGUGACAAGUUCCUCAACUGGGCAGGACCACUGGGUAUUGGCCUGGGUGGUGUCUUCGUGGCUUCCCUGGGCUCGGCUUUCUUGCCCCCAACCUCGGCCCUCGGCCUUUCUCUCUAUUCCAUCUCCCUUUAUGGUGGCCUUUUACUCUUCUCGGCCUUCCUCUUGUAUGAUACACAGAAGGUCAUCCGGAAAGCUGAGACCCACCCCAACAUGUGGGGAGUCAUGCCCUAUGACCCCAUCAACAUGUCCCACCACAUUGUGCUGGAUGUGGUCAACAUCUUCGUGCGAAUGGUCCAGAUUCUGGCCAUGGGAGGAGGAAGAAGGAAGUAAUUGCCAAGCAUGAUUCCUUCUUGUUAGUCUCAUGGCUGACUUGUGGAUUAAGGCUUACUUUAAAAUUGUAGUAUUUUUAAGUGUUAUGUUUUUUAUUAUGGCAAUGAUGAUGAUGAUUAUUAAGUUAUAUGAAUGUCAUGGUGACACUACUGUUGAAGUUCAUUGCUAUUUUGUUUAUACUGAAAAUUUUUGUAAGCACAUUUUUUUUUCUUCACAAUAAGUAGCAUUUGUUUAAAGAAACGGAAUAUAUGAAUUAUAUCUGUCAUAUUAUUUUCUGGUUAUAAUAUGUAUGAUGUAUUAAUGCUUUAAUUCUUUACUGCAUGUAGAUUUAUUUGAUAUUGCAGUGGUGGUGUAUGUAAAGCAUUAUUUAUUUUUUUCGCUCAGCCAAGCAAUUAUUCAUUUCUUAAACAAACAUCAUCAUUGUUGAAUGGAAGAAAGUUUCUGCUUUUUAGUCAGAUUCAAAAUAUUAUUUUCUAUUAUUUUUUUUGUCCUUGGCAAUCUUUAUUUGUUUUUGAUUAGAGAAAGGAAUUGUCAGUGUUUAAGAUCUAAGUGUUACAGUCAUACUGGCUCAUAUCGAUAUGAUACUAGAUUAUACUCAAGUGAUGUAGAUGUUCAACUGAUUUGGAGAGCAUAUAAUCACAGAAAACUUAAAGAAGUAGAGACAUCUGAUACAGCAAACAAAUGAGAGAAAGUGAAUUCUAGAAAAGAGCAUCUGAACAAGAGAAAUGCUGAGAUUGAUACACGAAAGUACUUAUGGUAUAGAUUACAGGACUAAUAGUGCAGCACUGUUUAUUCAGCUUUCCUUGCAAGGAUAUGUGUCUUUGAAUAUGUAUAUAUCUGUUAAUAAAAUUUAAUUUGUCUU
This is a messenger RNA of Penaeus indicus, 1972 nucleotides long. Its product is annotated as growth hormone-inducible transmembrane protein-like. NCBI's taxonomy places the organism in Eukaryota, Metazoa, Arthropoda, Malacostraca, Decapoda, Penaeidae. Gene Ontology annotation, cellular component: mitochondrial inner membrane. The record is from RefSeq and is a predicted model, not a curated record. The coding region runs from base 88 to 1110 and encodes 340 amino acids. The transcript is spliced from 7 exons.